AUGGGUUGUUUUGUUUAUACCAAAACGCUUGGCCGCGGACAGUGUGGCUUCAUAUAUACUUGUUGUAAUCCUUCCUUGCGACAAUGCAUUGUAUUACCUCCUAGUAAGGAUUUUGGGUAUGGUCGUUUUACUUGCGCUUUAGGGUUUGGGUAUGAUUCCGUGAGUCAGGAUUACAAAGUUGCCCGUGUACAUCACUUCCCUUCAUCACCCUAUAAAUUUGAGGUUCCAAAAUACGUUGCCAUUCGGCAUACUACGCUGAGAUGGUACAAAGGUUGCAUCUCCUUGCUCGGGGUCUCGAUGUUGAAACCUGAUUAUCAGUUUGAGCUUUGGUCGAUGAUGGAUGAUUCGCCUUCGACGUGGGUAAAGCGAUUCGCCAUACCGAGUGAUUUCGGUUUCCAGCCUGUCUAUAGUUUCACUGAUGUCACUGUAAGUGGGAAGAUUUUAGGGCUCAUUGAUGUGAAGCCGCUGAACCAUCUCCCUUGCAGCCUUGCAGUUUUCGAUCUCGAGACGGGACGAGUAGAAGUGGUGGUUGAAGGUAAAGCGCAUCCCACAUACGAGUACUUUUUAGUAGACAAUUAUGUGGAAAGCUUGGUUUCAGUUGUUGCUAACAUUGUUCGUCGUAUUAGUUGUUUUGGCUUAACUCGUCGCUGUUCGAUAGUACCUAGAGUUUAA
This is a messenger RNA of Oldenlandia corymbosa var. corymbosa, 672 nucleotides long. The record is from the annotation of a GenBank genome assembly. Lineage: Eukaryota; Viridiplantae; Streptophyta; Magnoliopsida; Gentianales; Rubiaceae.